Messenger RNA from Lineus longissimus, 4449 nucleotides. Its product is annotated as metabotropic glutamate receptor 3-like. Gene Ontology annotation, biological process: regulation of synaptic transmission, glutamatergic; G protein-coupled glutamate receptor signaling pathway. NCBI's taxonomy places the organism in Eukaryota, Metazoa, Nemertea, Pilidiophora, Heteronemertea, Lineidae. The record is from RefSeq and is a predicted model, not a curated record. The transcript has 3 exons. Bases 849 to 3473 code for a protein of 874 amino acids. Gene Ontology annotation, molecular function: group II metabotropic glutamate receptor activity. Gene Ontology annotation, cellular component: plasma membrane.
UUGAGCCCGGGCCUUAAAUGACACCAAUUGGUGAAGCCAGGAAGCAUGACAGAACUUUGAUAUCGUAUACGGAUUAAAAAGUAGCACAAAAAAUACUUGCAAUGAGAGGUGGAAAAUGUGGCCAAUUUCGGUUGCAGUCUUGACAAUGUUCGAAUUCAGCUGUUCAGCAAGGUCAAAGGUAUUCAGCUGCCUGAAGUAGUCAACGUAACAACUCGAAUUCAUUGAUGGUGUUGGGGAGGCUUUUUCUCCUGAUGGCAUCUCGGAAACGAAAUGACAACGUACAUGUAGUCAACGGAUGAAGAGCGAACGGAUUGGGCGUAUUCAACAGGAUUAACGAAACAUAGGGUCCAAUGAUGGGCAAUCGAUGUUCAACGCAGAACAGAUUCAUGGACGAAAUAUUCGUGUCCACAGUAUGAAAGGAGGAGUAAAUGGAUGUUAAAAGGAGUACGCCAACAAAGCCUUGACGAAUUUCUCGUCACGACAGUGGAUAUAGAGUAGUCUAGUAUGAUUCUAAAACGCAGCAGUUGUACAAGUCCUUCCAGACCACAAACAAACAAGGUUUAGCAUGAACGGUACACAAACAUUGGGAAUAUUCAGUGUUGAUACAAUAUGCUUGGAUAUUUCAAAUCAUGUUGUGUUACCUUGAUUUACUACUGGCUAUUGAUGGAUCCUUUUUCAACCAAUCAGGAUUCAUAACGAUGGAAGUUUAAUAAAGGACAAGUUAUUGGGCUAUACCGAACUGAAUUCGUCUUGUUAUUGCAAGAUGGCGUAGUCACAUUGACUACUACGCUGCCAUUCAAAUUGCCCGGAGUAAAUCCUACGAUAAACGAACUUGUUCACUUUUUGGCAUGGAAGUCAUUACGUUUCUAGUUUUUGCGUUCAACUGGUUCGGAUUCAGUUCGAGUCGCAUACCUGAUGUGUCUGGGUACUACCCUGAUAUCUCAGGGGGUGUGGAGUUUGAAGAAGGAGACGUCAUCAUAAGUGGGCUCUUUGACUUGCACAGGUAUGACGAAAGAAAUGCCUGUGGGUCACAGGUGGAUAUCUCGGGAACCUAUCGGGCGUUGGCGUUCAAAUACGCUGUUGAUGAAAUCAACAAACGACAUGACAUUCUCCCCAGAGAGAAAUUGGGUUACGUGUUUCUAGACUGCUGUAAGAAGGGCACAACAUCUUUGGCUCGCAGCCUCUACACAGUUCCAGACAAACGAUGGACGAAAUCGUGUCCGGCUAGUAAACAAAACCAGAGCUGCCUCGGUGGGUUUGACUACUUCCCAAUCGUAGGCAGCAUCGGCCCGCAGAGCAGUCUCAUUGCCAGGCUAACCACAUCAGUCCUUGGAUUAUUUAACAUCCCCCAGAUCAGCAAUUACGUCACUAGUGAUGAGUUCUCAUCACGUGAUAAGUACCCGUAUUUCCUGCGGACAGUACCACCUGAUUGGUUCCAAGUCGUAGCAAUGAAAAGCCUGUUUGAGAAAUUCGGUUGGAAGUACAUAUCUGCGAUAUACGAAGAUGGGUUUUAUGGACGAGCUGCCAUCAAGAACCUAGAUAGAGCGUUGGGGGAGAUAGGCGCCUGUUUUGGGAUUAAUGAGAUGGUGGACCACGCCACAACAACAUCACAAUGGAAUCAAAUCGUUGAUAAAAUCGUUGACCACGAAAAGGCCAAGGUCAUUGUCUUGUUUCUGUACAGCAAACCGACAAUGACCUUCAUACAAGCUUUACGGAGGAGGAAUCUGCAGGAUGAGUUCAUUAUCAUUGCAUCUGAUUCCAUCUCGGUGCUAACCUCAACGCCCAAAUAUAUGGACAUCUUACCAGAAGGGAUGAUGGGGGUAGCCAUUUCUGGAAAACCAGUUCCCGACUUCAAUGACUACUUCAAGUCCUUUAACACAGCUGCGGCUAACAAAACAUUCAUACUGCGCGACUUCUGGGAGCAAGUCUUCAACUGUUCCUUGUCUUACGAUGCACCAAAUAUCUGCCAUCCUGAUUUAGUUUUCAAUGAUACGGAUAGCUUUUCCUCCGAUCCUCUAGUAGCUGUUGUGAUCGACUCAGUAAACGUGAUGGCCAGUGGUAUUGAGAAUGUGAUAAAGGAUAAAUGUCCACGGGCUAUGGGACGGGAUAUCAGAAGUUGUAUGACAGGGUCAGAUUUGAUGUAUAAACUUCGGAAUAUCUCGUAUAAGGGCCACACAGGUCAGAUAGAAUUCAAUGAACACGGAGACCUGAUGGGUCGUUACGAUAUCUUAAACAUUCAGAGGACUGGUGGAAAGGUUAAAGCAGAGCUCGUAGCAAUAUAUGACAUUAAAACGGAAAGGUUGCAAUUGACUAGUACAGAGAUACGCUGGCCUAUGAAUUUGAAUGAGACCCCGAUACCGGAGUCACUAUGCAGCAAGCCCUGCCUUCCAGGGCAUCAGAAGAUACAGCGGGAUGUCCAAUGCUGUUGGGAGUGUAGACCAUGCAGGGAAAAUGAAUUCACAGUGGACAACCGCAGUAAAUGUGUCCCUUGUACAGAAUUGUACUGGCCCGACCAAGAGACCGUCACAACGUGUAUAGAGAUAGAACCCGUGGUGUUAGAAUGGGGUGAUGUCGAGAGCAUCGUAGUAAUGGCACUGACUGCAGUAGGGCUAGUGCUGACUCUAGUCAUAUUCGUUCUUUUCACUAAGUACAGAGACUCCAAGUUGAUCAAGGCGGCCAGUAUUGAACUCAUGUACAUGAUCCUGUGGGCAAUCUUCUGGUCCCUGCUCAUGGUCUUUUCAUUCCUCAGUCGUCCCGAUGAUAUCUCGUGCUAUGCAAACUUCUUCGGCUUCAAUGUGAGCUUCGCCUCUUCUUACGCUCCAUUACUGGUGAAAGCGAGGAGAAUCUUCGCCAUCUUUGCCUCAGGAAAGAAGACUACGAAAGCGCCCCCUAUGAUCAGCUCGCAGAGUCAGGUUGUCUUGUGUCUUCUUUUAAUACUAGUACAGAUUCUAAUCUGCGUGACCAUUGCCCUGGUCGACAAGCCAUUCCCUCAGAAACUCAUGCCAGUGGCGACAAUCAAGAUGGUGGAACUGGGCUGCCACGCUUCGACUUUGAUCAUCCUCGUCCCCCUUAGCUAUAACCUCAUCCUGUUGAUAGCCUGUGCCAUCUAUGCCUUCAAAAGCAGAGGAAUUCCUGCAAACUUCAACGAGACCCGUUUCAUCAGCUUCAGUGUUUACACGACGUUGAUUCUGUGGAUGGCGCUGCUUCCAACAUACUACACAGCUAACAAUGAACGAUUCAAAACAAUCUAUUUGACCCUGGCGAUGAUAAUACAUGCCUAUCUUAUACAAAUGUCUUUAUUUUUACCUAAGUUGUAUGCAGUGAUGUAUCUGAAAGAGGACGAGAUACUUGUUCAAGGAAUACAGGGCAGAAGUGGCAGCAACUCGGACAAUGGGCCUUCCAUUGCAAGGAUGCGUACGCAGAGUGAUGCAACUGUGCAGAGAUACUGCCUCAAAAACAUUCCACAAAGUUAAUCGACCACAGGGACUGGCAUUUACCAAGAGAUCUUGUAUGUUCUUGGAUGCACAAUUCCUUUUCGAUAUUCGGAGAAAAACGGCAAACUGUUUCCAAAACAUUUUGUAACAUUUUCCAGUAUAUUUGGAAGUGUCAAUGACAUACUGUAGAAAUUGCAUUAGGUGGCCGCCACAUGAAAUAAAAAGGGCUAUAUUUGCAUCAAGACAUGAUCAGGCAAAAUCCAUUCAAAUGAAGCUGGAAUACAGGGGGAGAGGAUUCUAUUACUCUGCGCUGUUAAUCUCUGGUAAAGAGGUCAUAGAACUACACGGUCAUAGACAUAACAGCUAAUUGUACACAACUGACAAGGCUUGAACUUUCUUAUUUCGUGGGGCGGCCACUUCGUGCAAUUUCUACAGUUAAAAUUUACUAUGCGCCGAUAAGGCAGAUCAGAGAGUAAAAUAUUCAAGAGAAGUGGGCAGAUCUGAAUUCAUCUACAAUAUGACAUUUGCUGAUUACCCAAGAAUCUCAUUUCAGUUGAGAAGUGCGGUGAAAAAUAUCACACUCCGUAUAUGCAAGUAUUGAAAAGCGUGACAUUUUCCAUUGCCUCGCACUGUGGAUAUUUGUCAGGUUGCAGAUUAUGAUAUACAAGAUGACAAGGCCUUAAUGGGCUGUGAAUAACCACGAAUAAAGAUGAUUUAUAUGCAUCUUUUAAUAUUCUUAACUCAGACAACAUAACCACGUUAUUCACGCUGGUCAUUUAAUAUAUCUGCUAUGAUAUGUUUCGGGGAAACCCCAACAAGGCUCUCAGCUGAUUGGACAAACGAGAGAAAAGUAUUUGGCAUUUUUUUAUUAUCUUUCCCGUCAUUAGUCGGUUACCUCUUCCUGUUCCAAGACUGUAUGACCUCCUUUCAAACAUAUGAAUAUUAAACACAGGACUACUUGGAAAUUUAUCGGUCUGACCUCUGCAGAAAUAAAUAAAAGGCCACGCAAAAAGAA